AUGGAUUUUCAUCAAGGAGGCAAAUUCAGAGUCAAAGGAGGAUAUGACCAAAAACCUGUCGAAAAGGUGAAUAACUCAGGCACAAGCAGAGAAGAAGACACCAAAGAGUCCUCUACAGAGGAAGAUACCUUAGUAGAAUACGAAGAGCUACAAACGACACAACGCUCCAAAACUGAUCUAUUUUUGGACGUUCCCAUAGUAAACAGAGAUUUGCUUUUUAAUCCUAAUUGCUAUAUAGGAAUUAUUAUUGACUAUCUGAUAGAAGAAGUUGGAAUACCAAAAGAUCUUAAAGAUCGAGUAGAUUUAACAGACGAAGAUGGAAAGUUACUGGAAGUAAAAAAGAUUCCUCCGUACUGUAACGGAUUGGAGUUUUUGCAAACUUCGGCACGAGACAAACAAGAAGGGAAAGUUUUUGCUUGGCGACCGAGAGAUUGA
This is a messenger RNA of Psylliodes chrysocephalus, 435 nucleotides long. NCBI's taxonomy places the organism in Eukaryota, Metazoa, Arthropoda, Insecta, Coleoptera, Chrysomelidae. The record is from the annotation of a GenBank genome assembly.